CUUGCCCUGAAAAGUCAGCGCGGUCCUUUGUCUAGUUCUAUCUCUCUCUUUCUCUCUUCCAUGUCCAAACGGGAGUAGCGGGAGCAGCAGCGACGGCAAGAGUAGGGACAAGCACAGAGCUUUUGGGAGUAGCAAUCAUCGCUGUACGCUGGGACUGAGAUUAGCAGUGCAAGUUUCAAGGCAGAGAAGACCUCCUUAAAUUUCUCGACAUGGGAGACGAUUGGGAUCUACAGGCGGUGGUGAGAGGAUGCUACACCACCACCGCCACCACCAGUGCCACAAUCUGCAUGGAAGAGCCCUCUUACUCUUCUUCUUGCUUGCCUCCACCUCCUCCUCCUCCUCCUCUGGGUCUAUACCAACAUGACCAUAAUCUCCUCUGUUUCCCCAAUCUUGAAACCCGAACAUCUCUUGAGGAAUUAGAGGCACUCUACAAGCCUUUCUUCCCCAAAUUUGAACCUCUCUCCCCAGGUAGCAUCUCUACUUCCCUUUUCGCCCAUGGAGGAUUCAAAGACCGCCAUCAGCAGCAGCAACAACAACAACAACAACAACAACAACAACAACAACAGAAACCACUGCAGCAACAAAAGCAGUCUCCGCAGUGUCUAACAGUACCUACCGCUGCUGCCGCUGCGACUACAACCACUAGUCAUUCUCAGACCCCUCGAUCGAAAAGAAGGAAGAAUCAGCAGAAGAAGGUGGUGCGUCAGGUACCGGCAGAGGGUGUAUCUCCGGAUGUGUGGGCAUGGCGUAAAUAUGGCCAGAAACCCAUCAAAGGGUCACCUUAUCCUAGGGGUUACUAUAGAUGUAGCAGCUCAAAAGGGUGUUUAGCGAGGAAACAAGUCGAACGGAGCCGCUCAGAUCCAGGAAUAAUGAUCAUCACCUACACGAACGAGCACAACCACCCAGUCCCUACCCACCGGAACUCGCUCGCCGGCAGUACUCGCCAUAAGUUCCCAACACCUCAGCGAUCCACUGGUGACGAACCCGGAACACCUACCAACAAACCUUCGUGUUCUUCCCCUGCAUCGACGACCACUGGCCUCUCUCCGACAACCCCUUCAACUGUAACCAUGGAAGACGAGCUUCUGCAACAGUCCAAGCAAGAGAGCAGGGAAGACGAAGAGGAAGAAAUGAUUGAGGACAACGAAGAAGACAGCGAUCUCUUUAUUCCCGAUAUGGUUAUGGGAGACGACUUCUUUGCAGGUCUUGAUGAACUCUCCGGAGGAACAACCAGUGGCGACACCUUGGAUGAUUGCUUUUCUGAUCACCUUCCUUCAACUUUUCCACCUUCUUGGCUCGCUCAUAACGCCGCCACCGCCGCUGGUGGCAGCUGAAACGCCGGAAUAGUCGCGCACCGACAUUGGAUACUGAAAAAACUUUCCUUAUUUGUUCUUUUUGUCCAUCAAAUCGAGAGAGAACGCAGGGAGAGAAUCUCUAUUCUCGUCCUUCCCUGCCCAGAUUCCCAAACAUGUUUUAUAAAACACCCACCAUUACCAAGAGCCAAGAGGCAAGAACAAAGAGCAUAGAAGAGUGAUCCAAAGCUCGUUAAGAUGAAGUAGCAGUUUAGAUUCACUGUAAAAUGUAAAAUCACACCAAGGUCAACGAAGAUACUUCCAUAGAUCA
Messenger RNA from Telopea speciosissima, 1623 nucleotides. RefSeq names its product WRKY transcription factor 22-like. Bases 210 to 1334 code for a protein of 374 amino acids. NCBI's taxonomy places the organism in Eukaryota, Viridiplantae, Streptophyta, Magnoliopsida, Proteales, Proteaceae. Gene Ontology annotation, biological process: regulation of DNA-templated transcription. The record is from RefSeq and is a predicted model, not a curated record. Gene Ontology annotation, cellular component: nucleus. Gene Ontology annotation, molecular function: transcription cis-regulatory region binding; DNA-binding transcription factor activity. The transcript has 3 exons.